Molecule: messenger RNA, 1608 nt
Organism: Durusdinium trenchii
Lineage: Eukaryota; Dinophyceae; Suessiales; Symbiodiniaceae
Source: the annotation of a GenBank genome assembly
AUGGGGAAGUUGUGCUUGAUUGCCUGGACGCUUUGCGUUUCGAGCUCCGCAGAGGGGUGGAGCAGAAGCGACUUGCUGCGGCUGAAGGAUGACGUGGCGCGCUUCUUGCCUGAGGCGAAGGGACUAAAGCAACUGCCUUUGCAGUCACCCCCGCCAAGGCAAGACAAGAUCGACCAUGUGGUGGUGCUUUACAUGGAGAAUCAUGCAGCUGAUAGCUUCUUCGGCUGCAUGGACCUGCCGGGCUUCGAUGGUAUCCGUGGUCAUUCGAUUCCAAAAGAUCCGGAGGACCUGUCCAAAGGAGAGAUCCAGAUCACCUGCGGAAAUGCUUCAUAUGUCUGUCAGAAAGGGCCGAGCUAUGAUACCUUUGCCCCCAAGUUUGCUGAGAAUGGACAUCCGAAUCGUUAUCCAUAUUCGCUCCAGGGAGACAAGUUCUCUGCUUUGCACGGUGCCACUGAGAACGGAACAGCUGUGACCAUGUUUGGCCCAGAGCAGAUUCCUAUCAAAGCAACACUGGCCCAGAGCUUUGGGGUCUUCAACAAACUCUUCACAGCAACUCCAACUGCCAGCAGCCCCAACCAUCUCUUCACCCAGUCGGCGACCAGCUGUGGGAUGACCUCGAACGUGCUGUACCCCGACUGUGGGGGAAACGGAACUUAUUUCCCUCAACCCACGAUUUAUGACUCCUUGAGGCUGCACAAUGUGAGCUUUAGCCUCUUCAUGAACAGCACCUGCGGCCUGGACGGGAAGCCGUGCCAUGGGGAGGACCCCCACGACCCGGACGCCGGGAGUGCCAUCGCGUCGCCGGAUGUGGCCAUGAUCGGGGUGGCGCGGCACAAGGAUCGCUUCAUGAGUCAGACGAUCUUCUAUGAACAGGCAGCCAAUGGAGCCUCGGUUCGUUGCCAGGCCUCUCCUGGAUAUUGCCGCCGCUGCAAGCUUGUGACCACCCGUGCCACGACGUUAGGCUUGCGAAGCACAGCUCUGCUCAUUUCGCCCUGGGUUGGAAGAGGCGUUGUUUUUCAAGAGCCGCAACAUGGACCCUUCAAUUCUUCGCAAUUUGAAUUGACUUCGGUCCCGGCUACGAUCAAACAUCUAUUUAACCUGAGUUUCUUUCUGACCAAGCGCGAUGCGUGGGCCGGCAAUUUUGAAGAGCUCCUGUUGAAUGAACCUCGAACAGACGCUCCACUGCACUUGCCAGAUGCCCCACCUCCAGCCACACCAUGGACUCCACCACCGCCGAAAGCAAGUGACACCUUUGUGGAAGCUGUUGCCAAAGAUCGCGCUGCGUUUCCGGCACCACAGCAUUGCAGCUCUUGGCAUGGUGAAAGUGAAGAGCUCUGCAAAGGGCUCAACUUUACAAACCUCAAGCAGAAGCGACAUCUUCGCUUGUUUGCCGAGCUGCUGAAUGUUCCAGCCCCAGAUGCCGACCAAAUGACUUCGGAGCAGGCGGAGCGCUGGCUCGCAAGACACUGGCGCAAAUGGAUGGUGAGCUCAGAUGAUGAGAAGGAGCUGCCGACGCCUCGUCUCGGCGUUGUUUCGGCCGCGCUGCAGCUGUUCACAAAGAAUGUCCAGCAAGAAGUCUAUGUGGAAAGGAUUGGUGAGAACUUCUAA